Molecule: messenger RNA, 354 nt
Organism: Schizosaccharomyces osmophilus
Lineage: Eukaryota; Fungi; Ascomycota; Schizosaccharomycetes; Schizosaccharomycetales; Schizosaccharomycetaceae
Exons: 1
Coding region: 1-354 (117 amino acids)
Source: RefSeq, a predicted model, not a curated record
AUGAUACUUUUAUUAACGGUUUUUUCCACAUCUCUUUCCUUGCCAAAUGUAUCUGAAUUUUGUCCAGAGUAUUUCAAUUCCAUCAAUUUAGAUGCAAGAGAAGUGAAAGAAUACUUUUUUAAAACCAUUGAGUUGACCUCUGACGCGGAUAUUCUCAAAUGCUUUCCUAGAAGUAUUGAUUUCUUUUACUCUUACGUGUUACAGGAAUUUCAGAGCUUUUUGCAAAAUUAUAACAAAGAAAACGUUGAAAUGAACUUUCUCAAAGUCCUUCAUUCAUUCGUGAACAAAAUCAUUUACCAGCCGUUUUUGCUUGCCAAGUUUAUGGAACCCAACCAGAACAUUGUGUUUACCUAA